This is a messenger RNA of Dendronephthya gigantea, 1123 nucleotides long. RefSeq names its product transmembrane protein 26-like. Bases 30 to 1085 code for a protein of 351 amino acids. The record is from RefSeq and is a predicted model, not a curated record. The transcript is spliced from 5 exons. Lineage: Eukaryota; Metazoa; Cnidaria; Anthozoa; Malacalcyonacea; Nephtheidae.
UUGUAGGUGAAGAAAAAAGUGCGGUCAAAAUGUCUCUAUUCUUUCGUAUAUUCAACGCGGUCUUUACCAGGGCCCUUUUCGUGACCCAUGCGAUCCUAACGUUGGUAAAAUUACGCGAAGUUCAUGAAAUCAAGUUUGGUUACAUCGUCUUGUACUGUUUCGGAUUGUUGCUGUUGGUCAGCGAAAGUGUUUACACUUUGAUCAGAAGAAAAGGAUUAGAAUACAAAUAUGUCUGGCCAGGAGGUUUGUGUUAUCUUCUCACAAUACUGUCGCUAAUUUGGGCUGUCGAAAUGGCUAUGUUGGAAGACCAAAAUGAAAACAGUUUUGAAUUCAGUCAAAAAUUCUCCGAGUUAGGUUUAAUUAUCGUAAUAAUCACAGGCCGUUGGCUUCUUCCAAGAGGAAAGAUAACCAGAGAUCAACUGUCUGCAUUGUUGCUUACGUAUGUUGGCACAGCAGCUGACAUUAUGGAACUAUUCGAAGUUUUUGACGACAAGAAAGAGCUUCGCCUGAAUAAGGAUCUGUAUAUCGCCGUACUUUGUACGUACACCUGGAGUGUUCUUCAGUUUGCCUUCGUGAGAACGGCUACCGCCGAGACCGUUGCCGAUCAUGAUCCAUUGCGCGAAACAAAGAUGGAAGUAAAAAAUAUGAGAGGCAGAUCACGAACGCUAAGUCAAACGGCAGGCAAGGACCACGAGACACCGAACAAAGUGGCUUUGAACCGCUCCAUGCCAAAAUACCUUCACAAACUGGUGAAGAAAUCUCGCGCACACAACCAGAAAAGAUUGCUCGAAGCUUACAGACUGGAAGACGAAGAGAUUCGAACGAGAAACAAACUUCUCCUUAAACUACGCGAAGAGCAACUUCGAGAGUUGCAGAAAGCGAAAAAGAGUCGUUUUCAUGGCGAUCUUUACAACAUUCUCGUGGGAAUCUUCAUGAUGGACGCACCGUUUCUUAUACUUCGUCUGAUCAUGAUAUUUAAGUUCGGUGUGACGACCGAUCUUCAUUUGUUGUUUACUGGUAAAAAUGCUAUAGGAGUAAGUUUACUUAUCUACAGAUUGUGCAUUCUUACAUGCGCCUACAAUUGAUGAAACUAGUAUAUGAGCCAGUAUGUGAACCACUACGC